CUAGCUCAGGUCAUCCAUAUAUUUUCAUCAUGUGGCUAACAGCCGUACUCAAAUUGUUUGGGAUAGCAUUGGCAACUGACAAUGCUAGAGAGAGCCUCAGAGUGGAGCGAGUGCGAGGGUCGCUGGCUGGUGCGUCAUUCAGUGCUGACAAUACAAAUUCUCGGCUUCGUCGAGGGACGAUCAAUGGUGUGUCAGGGAAAGUGAACCUACUGCGGAGGCAAAAUUUGGGGUUAGGCAGUGCUGGCAGCUCGAUCCUAGACACAAAUGCGCAGUCUCAGGCAGGGCAUGGACAUAAGGAUUUGGUCAUCACGUCACACUUGAUACCGGGUGAGCAGGAGAACCAUGACAAUCCAGCUGAAGUUCUCCCAGAGGUUCAGAGGUUGGAAAAGGAUGCUGAGAAGGAAAUUGUAGACACAAAAGAAGAAGUGGUUGAAGACGUCACCGAGAAGCUCAAGCAUCCCAAAGACGGUCCUACAAACCCCAUUGGCGAAUGCUUAGGAGCAACUGUAUGUUUUCUCAUCAUUGCGUGCGUCCUUCUUGUUUCAGUUGCUGAUCAUUGGCAUAGUCGUGCGCAGCCCAAAGACGGGAAGGGCCAGAGCCCCAGGGCUGGGGAAGGGGGCGGGUCAGGCGGGUCAGGCGAUGGAUCCCCUGCAUCGCUUGCGUCGCCUCGAUCGAAAGGAUGGUUUCAGACGAUGGACUCUCGUGCUCUCAGUGAGGAGUUCAACUCUGUUUUAGAGGGCCUUGCCUUGAAUAACUUGCCCGGCCAGUUCGGAUUAUCCCUGGAGGCGCAGGAAAGGAAUUUGGCUACAUUUGGCCUGAACAAGAUGACUCCACCAGUCAAGCCGAGUGCUGUUUGGCUUUUGAUGAAGCAGGUGUUUGGUGGUGUCUUCAACUCUUUGCUUUGGUUUUGUGUCACUGUGGAAGUUGCAUUGGCAUCAUUCAUGGGCGCGGAUGAGUCUGAUUUGGUCACACCAGCCAUUCUUGCAACUGUAAUUACCAUGGCGGGUGCUUUACAGUGGUGGACUGAGCAGCAAGCAGAGUCAAUGAUGUGUUCCUUGCAACAGAUGCAGUCAGAGGAGAGUGUUGCGGUUUGCCGAAAAGGAGCUGUUGACGGAAUACCUUCAGAGCAGCUCUUGCCAGGUGAUGUGGUUUUGCUUGAGGCAGGUCAGCGGGUUCCUGCUGACAUUCGCGUGCUCAGCACAACCGACACUGCCCUCGUGGAUAACUCUGCUCUCACCGGUGAGGCGAUUGCAGAACCCAGAAAAUCCGACCCGAUUCCUUUCGAACGCGGUCAGCCGGCUGUGAGUCUGGUCGAAGCAAACAAUGUUCUUUUUUCUGGGACUAGUGUUGUGGAGGGUCGUCUUGCUGGUGUGGUCUUUGCAACUGGUGAUGGAACUCUCCUUGGGAAGAUUGCUCAAGGUGUGCAGCUUGCCCGCCCUCGGUCGUCUUUGGAAGUUCAGAUUGAGCACUUCGUGCACAUGAUUGCCAUUACUGCAACAUGUACAGGAUUAUUGUCCUUAGUUGCAAAUCUUCUUUCACCACAGAAGUUGAGCAUUGAGAAAGUGUUGCUCAACUCUUCUACCGCAUUUUUUUGCUUUGUCCCAGAGGGAUUGAUGCCUACUGUGACUUUCUCCUUGAUGAUAUCUUCUCGGCAGAUGGCAAAAAGGAAGGUUCUCGUCCGGAAGAUCGAUGCAGUUGAAACUUUGGGAUGUGUCAGCGUUCUGUGCAGUGACAAGACUGGAACAUUGACGUCCGGGAAGAUGGCGGUGACUGAUUUGGCAAUCAUGGAGGCAGAAGCCACGACAUUGAAGCACAUGUCCAUCCAAGAAGCUCAGAACUCUGAAAAGAGUGAAACGCUCAAGAAACUUGCCCAAGGUGGACUUCUGAACUCAAACGCCAAGCAAACAGCACAGCUUGAAUUUGUGGGGUCCCCUACAGAAGUCGCCAUUGUUUCGGCUUGUCACUUGAUUGUUGGGAAGCCCCUGGAGGAAGUUCGGAGUGAAACCCCACAGGUCUACGAUAUCCCUUUCAGCAGUGCUACGAAAUGGAUGCUUACAGCUCAUGGCUCCAAUGCUUCCAAUGGUUCCCAACCUCUCAGCCAAGGGCUUGCCGAAGCACAGACACAAAGCUCUCAAGAGUCCAACAUACGACUGCUCCUCAAAGGUGCACCAGAGUUCGUUGUUAGUUGCUGCAAGUUGUCCAACGAGCAAGUGAAAGCAAUUACAUCAUGUUAUGAAGAGUUUAUGAAUCUGGGCAAGAGGGUGCUUUGCGUGGCUGAAUGCAACUUUGCUGCGCCGCCAGAGUUUCAAUUUCAGGGCUCGGGCCCAAAGGAUGUGAACUUUCCGCUGUCUGGUUACACUUUCCUUGGUGUUUUUGCAAUUGAAGAUCCUCCAAAGCCUGGUGUGAGGGAGUCUAUCGCAAGCAUGAGAGAUGCAGGCUGUCAAACUAUCAUGGUGACCGGAGAUCAUCCCAGUACUGCACUGGCUAUUUCGCGUCGCAUUGGCAUACUUGGUGACCAGGAGGUCGUUGACACUCUGAGUGGGGAGAAUUUCGCAGCGAUCACAGGUGCGAUGAUCUCAAGUCAAGGACUGCCUCCCGAUGACCUCACACUGGCGGAAGUUGCAAAUGAUCCUGAGUUGGCGCCAGAGUGCGCUGACUUUUGGAGAAAGUGUGUUCAGCAGGCACGCGUUUUUGCCCGUGUGUCGCCCCUGGACAAACAGGCGAUCGUGCAAGCUUACCAACACUUUGCUGGAGAAAUUGUCGCAAUGACUGGGGAUGGUGUCAAUGAUGCCCCCGCCCUCAAGGAGGCAGAAGUUGGAAUUGCAAUGGGAAUUCGCGGAACUGAAGUUGCCAAGGAAGCUGCAGACAUUGUUUUACUGGACGAUGAUCUGCAAAGUGUUGCAGCUGGCAUGGAACAAGGGCGAUUGUGUGCCGAAAACUUGAGGAAGUCAGUCUUGUACACCAUGUGCUCUAAAGUGCCACAGGCUCUCCCAACUUUUGCGCAAUUGCUCGGCAUACCAGUUGCUUUGACAACUGUUCAAGUAAUCUUGAUCGAUAUUGGCACGGAUAUUUGGACCGCUGUUGCCUAUGCUGCUCAGCCAGCAGAGACCUCGUUGAUGAAGAAAAAACCCAGACAUCCAAGAAAAGAUGCCAUCGUAAACAGCAGGAUGCUUCUAUAUUCCUUCGCCUACAUUGGUGUCAUUCAAUCACUUUGCUGUUGGUCAAGCUUCUUUUACAUGCCUCAGAUGUGGACCUUGCUUGACAAGAAGGACGUGCCAGUGAUCUACACAGCCAGUGAGAAGAUUGCCAUCCAAUCUGGCACAACAAUGUACUACUGGGCGCUUGUGUGUGGACAGGUUGGGGCUGCUUUUGCCGCCACGACCACAUCAAUGUCUCUCGCGACUUACGGCAUUCCCAACAAUUGGCUGAACCUGUUCAUUAUACUUGAGUUUGGCUGCUCCAUAGCAGUGAUUUACCACACGGAUCUACAGCAUGCUUUUGGGAUGAAAGCUUUGACCCUGCGACAGAUGCUUGCUGGCUCCUGUGCUUUGUUUGCCAUUAUUGCCGCUGAAGAGAUCCGGAAGUUCCUCGUCAGAAGGAGAGAAACUGCCCGAUCAGAAGCUCCGUUGGCACCGGCAGCCAGCGCAUUGAUGAAAGACAACAAUCCAUCGCCUGGCCAACACAAAGAAGAAACGGAUAUGGAUGGAAAUGAAGCACUGCCAGACAUUGGUGGUUCUGCAUGAAGCUUUGGAAGGGUUCGCAGGAAACUAACAAUGCUCGAGCCUUGAACUAUCAAACUUUUUGUGAGCGGACUGCCCACACGAACGCUGCUAUGAUUGUACAGAUGUUUGCCUGUGCACUGUAUCACUGCCAGAUACUGCCAGACUGCAAUGGCACAGGCAUGCACAAACAGUCGCAAGUGUAAAAA
This is a messenger RNA of Cladocopium goreaui, 3928 nucleotides long. The record is from the annotation of a GenBank genome assembly. NCBI's taxonomy places the organism in Eukaryota, Dinophyceae, Suessiales, Symbiodiniaceae.